Molecule: messenger RNA, 4605 nt
Organism: Bombina bombina (fire-bellied toad)
Lineage: Eukaryota; Metazoa; Chordata; Amphibia; Anura; Bombinatoridae
Gene: WDR17
Product: WD repeat domain 17
Exons: 30
Coding region: 203-4048 (1281 amino acids)
Molecular function (GO): protein binding
Source: RefSeq, a predicted model, not a curated record
GUGCUGUCACUGGCUGCUGUCUGAUUGUGCACGUCUGCUAUGUGGCAGCAGUACUGUUGUCCUACAGUUUGCAUCUGUGCCAGCAUUAGAAGCUUUCAUCGUUCCUGUAGUUCCAUUGCCAGGUUUCAGCACCUGCCCGCUGUCCAGACCAGGGGAAACAACAGGCUCUACACAUUAUAAGCUUCUGCUGAAACAGGCAAAGAUGUCCCAAGUCAAGCAAGUAGGCCUUUUGGCUGCUGGAUGCCAACCUUGGAACAAAGAUGUUUGUGCUGCCAGUGGAGACAGAUUUGCAUACUGUGCCACCCUUGCUAUUUAUGUGUAUCAGCUGGAUCAUCGUUACAAUGAAUUUAAGCUCCGUGCAAUCAUGUCAGAGCAUAAGAAGACAAUCACUGCCAUUUCCUGGUGUCCGCACAACCCUGACAUGUUUGCAAGUGCCAGUGCAGACAACUUAGUUAUCAUAUGGAAUGUUGCUGAACAGAAAGUAGUUGCAAGACUUGACAGUACCAAAGGAAUGCCUGCCUCUUUAAGUUGGUGCUGGAAUUCAGGUGACGCUGUAGCAUUUGUGUCACAUAGAGGUCCUCUCUAUAUAUGGACUAUAUCUGGGCCGGACAGUGGAGUUGCUGUUCACAAGGAAGCACAUAGUUUUCUUUCAGACAUCUGUCUGUUUAGAUGGCAUCCAAAGAAAAAAGGAAAAGUAGUCUUUGGGCAUACCGAUGGAAGCCUUUCAAUCUUUCAACCAGGUUGCAAGAGUCAAAAACAUGUUUUGAGGCCUGAGUCAUUGGAGGGGACAGAUGAAGAAGAUCCAGUGACUGCUCUGGAAUGGGAUCCUUUGUCAACUGAUUAUCUUUUGGUUGCUAAUUUGCACAAUGGAAUUCGACUAGUAGAUUCUGAAUCACUGUCUUGUAUAACAACAUUCAGUUUUCCCAGUGCAGCUGCCUCUGUACAGUGCUUAGCCUGGGUUCCUAGCGCUCCUGGAAUGUUUAUUACGGGUGAUUCUCAGGUUGGAGUACUUCGGGUUUGGAAUGUGUCCAAGACAACCCCCAUAGAUAAUUUUAAACUGAAGAAGACAGGAUUUCAUGCGCUACAUGUGCUCAAUUCUCCUCCAAAGAAAAAAACAUUUUUAGCACACUCCCCUACUAAAAACCAUCACACAUCUUCUACUAGUGAGGCAGUACCCCCUCCAACACUGACGCAGAAUCAGGCCUUCUCUCUGCCCCCUGGUCAUGCUGUCUGCUGCUUUAUGGAUGGCGGAGUGGGGCUUUAUGACAUGGGAGCUAAGAAGUGGGAUUUUUUAAGAGAUCUGGGUCACAUUGAAACCAUCUUUGACUGUAAAUUUAAGCCAGAUGACCCUAAUUUAUUAGCUACUGCUUCUUUUGAUGGAACGAUAAAAGUGUGGGAUAUAAACACUUUAACUGCAGUAUACACAUCACCAGGCAAUGAAGGGGUUAUUUACUCUCUAUCAUGGGCUCCAGGGGAUUUAAAUUGCAUAGCUGGAGCAACUUCAAGAAAUGGGGGCUUUAUAUGGGAUGUGAAAAAAGGAAAAAUGAUAACUCGUUUCAAUGAGCAUGGGAAGAAUGGCAUCUUUUGCAUCUCAUGGAGCCAUAAAGAUUCUAAACGUAUAGCUACCUGCAGUGGUGAUGGAUUCUGUAUCAUAAGAACUAUUGAUGGUAAAGUUCUGCAUAAAUAUAAGCAUCCAGCAGCUGUCUUUGGAUGUGAUUGGAGCCAAAACAACAAAGACAUGAUAGCAACUGGAUGUGAAGAUAAAAAUGUUCGGGUAUAUUAUCUAGCAACCAGCUCUGACCAGCCCCUGAAAGUGUUUACUGGACACACUGCAAAGGUAUUUCACGUGAGAUGGUCACCUCUCAGGGAAGGCAUUCUGUGCAGUGGUUCUGAUGAUGGCACUGUAAGAAUCUGGGAUUAUACACAGGACGCUUGUAUAAAUGUUCUCAGUGGCCAUAGUGCUCCAGUUCGGGGACUAAUGUGGAAUACUGAAAUACCCUACCUAUUAAUAUCAGGCAGCUGGGAUUACACAAUACGAGUCUGGGACACAAGGGACGGCACAUGUUUGGAUACGGUUUAUGAUCAUGGAGCAGAUGUAUAUGGCUUAACAUGCCAUCCAAAUCGACCGUUUACAAUGGCUUCCUGCUCACGUGAUUCGACUGUGAGGCUUUGGUCAUUAACACCAUUAAUUUCACCCCUUCAAAUAAAUAUCCUAGCAGAUCGUCCUUGGGAAGAAGUUAUUGGCAAUACGGAUCGUGCUAUGGAACCAGGAGCUCCACCUCUACUAUGUGGAAAAGUGUCUCGAGAUAUUAAACAAGAGGUGGAUAAACUUAGUGGCAACUUAAGAGGGAAGAAACUAAGGUGGUUUUCAGAAUGUCUCUCUCCUCCAGGAGGUAGUAAAAACUUAUGGGAUUUAGUUGCUGUUUUGAAAGGUCAAGACGACAGUUUACUUCCUCAAAAUUACUGCAAAGGAAUAAUGCACAUGAAGCAUCUGGUCAGAUUUAAAACCUCUAAAGCACAAGAACUGACAACAGUAAAGAUGUCCAAGUUUGGUGGCGGAAUUGGUGCACCCAGUAAAGAAGAAAGACUUAAACAAGCGGCAGAGAUCCACCUAAGGCUAGGACAGAUCCAGAGAUACUGUGAGCUUAUUGUGGAACUUGGAGAGUGGGACAAGGCAUUAUCAGUUGCUCCAGGGGUUUCUAUGAAAUACUGGAAAAAACUAAUGCAAAGAAGAGCAAGCCAGCUAAUUGAAGAAGAAAAUGAUGAUGUCAUCCCCUAUUGUAUAGCUACUGGUGAUGUGAAGAAACUUGUCAAUUUUUUUACUUCCAGAGGACAACUUAAAGAAGCUUUGCUAGUGGCACAGGCAGCUUGUGAAGGCAAUAUGCAGUCAGGACAUAUUUCUCUACCUACAGUGUCACCAACUGAUGGAAACAACAUAGAGGAUUUUAAUGAACUCCUACACAGAGUCAGUGCAGAGUUGGCUGAAUGGUAUUUCCAGGAUGGAAGGGCGGUCCUAGCAGCAUGUUGUCAUUUAGCUGUGGACAAUAUUGAACUUGCAAUGGCAAACCUCAUCCGUGGCAAUGAACUAGAACUGGCAGUGUGCGUGGGCACGGUCCUUGGAGAGGGUGCAGGACAAGCCACAGAAUAUGCAUUAGAACUACUUGCAAGAAAAUGUAUGACUGUUACCACCUGGGAUUUAGCAGCAGAUCUUCUCAAAAUGAUUACUUCAAAUGACCUUUUCCUACUGAAGUUGUGUGCAUUUUACCCAGGAUGCACAACAGAGAUUAAUGACCUGCAUAGCAAAUGUAACCUACCAAGUUUGGAAGAUUGUGCACAGUUAGCAGAAAGUUCUUAUGCAGAUGGUGAUAUCUUCCAGACUGUCAAGUACCAUUUGCUAAGUACAGAACCUGAAAAAGCUCUACCAAUUGGCAUUCAGUUUGUAAAAGAACAAAUUAGCACUUUGGACUGGACAUUGGAUUCCAUUUGUCCCAUUCUUGGUCUUCUGAGUUAUAUACGAACUGAAAGAUUAGUACUCCAUAAAUGUAGUGAAGUUCGCAAUGAACUCCUCAUAUUAUGUGGUUACACUGGUGCUUUACUUGCUAUAAGAAGACAUUACACCAGUAUCGUUCCUGCACUUUAUGAGUACACAAGUCAGCUUUUGAAACGGCGAGAGGUGUCUGUUCCCCUACAGAUUGAGCAGCUUUCAGUGGAAUUAGAUGCCUGGAGAGCGUGCACACAGUCUAAGUCUGGUGAUGAUCUUCCAUACACGCCUCCCACAGAAUUGCAAAGAAAGGUUUAUGCAAAUCUUCUCUUGAAAAUAAAAGAAGAACCUCUUAAAGGACUGAUAGGACCAGACUAUGUUACAGGAUCCAACCUCCCAAGUCACUCCGAUGUUCAUGUGUCUUGUUUGACCGGAUUACGAAUACAGGGGCCUGUAUUUUUUCUGGAAGAUGGAAAGUCAGCAAUUUCUUUGAACGAUGCUUUAAUGUGGGCAAAAGUGAAUCCUUUUUCACCAUUAGGAACAGGAAUCCGACUUAAUCCAUUUUAAAACUGAAUUAUACUGUACCAUUUCUUCAAAAUAACUGUUUUACUACAGGAUAAAAAUAUUAGUGGAAAGUAUAGUGCACCAGAAUAUUAUACUUUGCCGGCCUCUUAAACAACAAACCAUUUUUUUUCAGUGGAUGAAACAACUCUUUUAGCUGAUCCUAUUUUUUUUAUUUGUUUAGAAGAUGAGAUUUUUGUUUAGUUCUCUGAAUUCCCAAAGAACAAAAUAAUAUGUAAAGUUUACAACCAGGUCACAAAAGCUAAUUUUACUGUAUAAGCUCAGUAAAAAACAUUGCUUACAAAACACAAUAUAAGCUGCUCUAUGUUAAGAUAAUGCUGUAUAUAAGCCACAAUACGCACAUAAAUAGACUGUGAAAUUUAUUACCAUUUUUAAGUAAUGUAAAAUUUUAUCACAAAAUUUGUACUGUAAUUCUACCGUGUCUAGUAAACCACAAAAUAUAAAUAUAUGAAUGCCCUACAUUUUUUUUAUUGUAUACAUUUUAAUCACAUUCAUUGUUUAUACAAAUGGUCUAUUUACAGAAAUAAAGUGGUAUAAAUACA